Thlaspi arvense is the source of this 486-nucleotide messenger RNA. Lineage: Eukaryota; Viridiplantae; Streptophyta; Magnoliopsida; Brassicales; Brassicaceae. The record is from the annotation of a GenBank genome assembly.
AUGGCAGCGGUAAACGCGGCGGCGCUGGUUCUACAGCAUCCCGGCGGCAAAAUCGACAGGUACUAUGGCUCUAUAUCCGUCAGCGAGAUCAUGGGUAUGCAUCCUGGCCACUACGUCUCUCUCAUCAUUCCUUUGACGGAGGAGGAAGAGAAGAAUAUUCCGGCGACGGUGAAGAGAGAGGAUAAGAAACAGAGGAAGACUGUGAGGUUUACACGUGUCCAGCUUCUCCGGCCGACGGAGAAUCUUGUGCUUGGCCACGCUUACCGGCUCAUUACUUCACAAGAAGUGAUGAAGGUCUUAAGGGAGAAGAAAUGCGCGAAGACGAAGAAGCACCACACUGAGACGACGGUGAAGAAGUUGUCGGAGAAGAAAGUUCCGGAGAAGAAACAAGGGAAGCAGCUUCGUGUGUUAACGAGUUCAACUUCUUCCUUAAAGUCUAAAACAUGGAAGCCCUCUCUUCAGAGCAUCUCCGAAGCUACGAGCUGA